AUGGCGAUGGAACAACUUUCCAUCAGUCCAUAUUCGUUACCUAGUCCGCAAGGAAUUCCUCCAGCAGUUUUCAGACACGGUGCCAUCACUCCUACGAGGGUGACUCCAGCUGACAUCAUCAAUGAUAACAUUUCGUAUGCGAGCUUCCGCCAUUCCAUGGAAAUCCCGACGCAUUAUCAAGAUCCUACAUUGUAUGCAUUUCAGGACAACGUGGCUCAUCACACUCAGGGACAUCAGGGUUCUAUAUCUGCCAGUGGUUUCUUCGAUAAUCAUUCCUCAAACGACUUUGCUGGACAAUUGAACUACACCCCUGAGACUCAGUUUGAGACUGGCCAUCAUUUUCAUCAUCCACCUUGUUAUGGCCCUGGGGAUCAUCAAGUGCCAAAGCAAAGGCUCGUUGCUAUCCCGUCCUCUGAAUGCCUGAAGCCCGGAUCGGUUAAUCCUAUACCUCUGACAGAAGACGGUCAAUUAUCUUCAGGCACCGAGCUACAAAAGCCUUUCGAACCAACUCCUCCCGAGAGAAAGGCUCUUCACAUUGAUACCACAGGAUUGAAUAUUGGAUUAGGCCGUCCCCAUUCUCCCAGCGCAAGUUCCUAUGCGCAGAGCACUCGCGGAAGUAUCAUACUGAAAGAGUCCCCGGUAUUGCGUCGACGAGGUUCCAAAGAAGAAGUGCCAGAUCUCUCGCCGUCUGUGAGCACCGUUCCAUCAAACGAACGGUGUUUGACAUCUAGCCUUUUGCCUGCUCAAGAGCAACAGAUUUGUCGAUCAUCGCUACACAGUCCCAUCUUAUUAUCUCCUACUGUGUCUGUGCGUAGUGGGCGUAGCACCGCCUCCGUCGUUCAGUCAUCUACACCCAAUACCCCUUCCUCUGGCUCUGUUCGCUCCGACCUCUUGGUAUCACCCCUAGGGAUCAAUAGCCAUAGCGCCAACACCAUUGAUCAUUCCAAGCUAGUUCAGCGGCAUUCUCGCUCCUCUACCUCUUCGCGUUCUAGAGGUUCUCCCUGUUCCACUACUCUUGAACAUCAUCCCUCCAUUACCGGCAAGCGUGCUUCACCUCUCCAUAACAAAAUCCCUUCUCCGUGGACUCCUUCCUCCUCUUCACCACUUCAACUGUAUGAAGAAAGACUGCCUUCUCUUGACGAAAACGCAAUCCAUGAUGUCACCUUUUGCGAACCCUCGACCCGCCAAGUACCAAAUCAAUUGGAUGAGGACUUGAACAAUGAAUCAAGCAGCGGAAUCAAAUCAAGACUUAGCAUCGCGUCCUUCAGUCUAACUCAGGAUAAAACCGCCAUCAAGACUUACAGGAGAAUGGCGAUCAAGACCCGCAGCAUAGAAGUUCAAAUGGCGUACACGAAAUAUUUAUUUGAGAUCGCCAAUCUCUAUCAUCAAGGCAAAAACGAGAAGCGUACUACUACCGCCUCCACUAUAAGACAUCGACUUUUAGCUGAAGCUGGAUUCUGGAUCGAGAAGCUUGCUAAAGCGGGCCAUCCGGAAGCUCUGUAUAUCAAAGGAUGUUGGCAUCUCCAUCCUCACUCUAGCGACUGUGUUGGUGUGGGUUACGAUAAAGUAAACCUUCAAAAAGCGUUUCGAUGCUUGCAAGCGGCUGCCAAAGCAGGAUGGAGCGAAGCAAACUUUGAAUUGGCCUUAUGCUGGAAAAAAAGAGGAAAUUUUGCAAAAGCCGUGGCAUGCUACAAAAAUGGUGCUUCCAAGGGUCAUACGUUAUGCACUUAUAAACUUGCCAAAAUCUUCCUUCGGGGGCAACUGCAGCAAAAGAGAAAUGUGACCGAUGGUUUGACUUGGCUGAAAAAGGCCGCCGACGCACAGGACUGCGAUAGCGCAGAAGCUGCUUUUGUUCUGAGUUGUAUCUAUGCCAACCAAUUCGAUUGUAUAUCCAUGCAAAGAGAUUCUUCUUUUCCAGCACAAGAUGAUUCACUCUCACUACAAUACCUGCGCAAAGCCGUCAACCUUGGUUAUAUCGAUGCCAUCUACCGCAUGGGUCAUAUUUACAAGCAGGGAGCUCUUGGUCAACCUUGCGAUCCUUGGCAAGGAUUCCAAUACUUUGUGAAAGCCGCAGAAAAAGACCACGAAGGCGCCAAGCUAGAAUUAUCGGCAAUGUAUAUGGAAGGCAUUCGCGGAUAUCUUGCACCUCAGCACGAUAUGGCAUACAAAUGGUGUACCAGCGCCGCCGAUGGAGGUUGUUUACGAGCGCAAUACAUGUUAGGCACUUACUAUGAAGAAGGAAUUGGUGUUAGCAAAGAUUACGCGCGCGCCCUGGAAUUUUUUAGCAAGGCGGCUUCCAUGGGAUAUCAACCGGCCGCUGAAAAACUGAAUCGUCCAGUGACAAUGCCAGCAAAAACGGUGGCGACUGCCAAGAGUGCUCAAGUCGAUGAUGAAAUCGAUACCCGAUCAACACCUAAAAAGUCUGAUGCCAACUGUUUCCUUAUGUAA
Messenger RNA from Radiomyces spectabilis, 2448 nucleotides. RefSeq lists its product as uncharacterized. The coding region runs from base 1 to 2448 and encodes 815 amino acids. Lineage: Eukaryota; Fungi; Mucoromycota; Mucoromycetes; Mucorales; Radiomycetaceae. Gene Ontology annotation, molecular function: protein binding. The record is from RefSeq and is a predicted model, not a curated record. The transcript is spliced from 5 exons.